AUGCCCCAACCCGAAGCCCGGAAAGACUCGGUUACUGCGGAUCAGCCGUUUGUUGAAUUGGACGCCAAGAUGUUGUUGCUAGGGGACUUUGCUGAGAACGGUCUCUGGUGGACGGGAGGGCAUGAAGAAGUGGUACCAGGGAGGUCAUCAUCUAACCGGAGCGAUCCAGGUGCGUCUGCAGUCAGCCCAAGGAGCCCUCGCAUUGACUGGACGGAACUAGAGGAGUGGUACACGGCAGUGCUCGAUGCUGUUCGGGCGUGGCCUGUGGUUUACGAUGAGCUUGUGAGCGAGGAUCCGACACUGGCUGUGCCUCCUGAGGUGCUCAAGGAAAUCGAAGCACAGCUGCUUGUGGGACAGGACCAUGUCCAUAGGUCGCUUUUGAAGGCUAGCGAGACGAUUAUGAAACGGCCCGGACGCCCGAUUAUUGCGCCUCAUGAGCUACGGUUUAUCCUCAUUCUUGCCGCUAACCCACUGCUUCACACCUAUUAUAAACCAUACCUCGGCGAGUUCCGGCAUAUGGACUCAUUCUGGUCUUCUCAGGGCGGCCCAUCUUCUGGAAGGCAUUCCGGAAUCAUCAAGCGUAUCGUUGGUCUUUUGUCUAACACACCCAACGAGUGUCACAACCAUCUCGUGAACUGGUUUGCGAGGUACCCUGAGCCACUGUUCAUCAGGGCAAAGGAUCUCAUUCAUAGUUUCCUAUCAUUCCGACUGAACCGACAGAACGAGAAGAAGUACGACGCCAAAGUGGAUAUUACUGCUGGUUUGAUCCCAAGUCUGAACGCUGGAAGGUCUGCGGCAUCCCUUCACGCCGCAUUGGGAUCAUCACAAUCAGCAGGAAAAAAGCAGAAGGAAAAGAAGAAGAUAUACAAUGACGACUGGCAAAUCAAGGCCUCGGCCCAAGUCCUCGCAUUGAUCUUCGCAGCCAACAAUACAAACCACUCUCAGCGUAGCCUGGCUAACCGCACUGCUGGGCAAGCUGCGAGCACGAGGGAUCGAGUCCAGAUGCGCGGGCAGAUUCUAGCUACAAGUGAUUUCUACACCACCCUUCUCGACGAUUCCGAUCUUGUGGCGGACUUUGAAACAUGGGAGACGAAAAAGGGGAAAUUUGCAUUCUGCCAGUUCCCCUUCCUUCUCAGCAUAGGGGCCAAGAUUCAAAUUCUCGAAUACGACGCGAGGCGGCAGAUGGAGGACAAGGCCAGAGAUGCCUUUUUCAACAGCAUCUUAACCCACCGUGUCAUUCAGCAGCACCUUGUGUUAAAUGUCCGUCGGGAUUGCCUGGUGGAUGACAGUCUCAAGGCCGUGAGCGAGGUGAUUGGUAGCGGCUCGGAGGAUAUCAAGAAGGGCUUGAAGAUCAAUUUCAAGGGAGAAGAGGGCAUUGAUGCUGGCGGGUUACGGAAGGAGUGGUUCUUGCUCCUCGUCCGUGAAGUGUUUAACCCCGACCAUGGGAUGUUUGUCUACGACGAGGACUCUCAAUACUGCUAUUUCAACCCCGCCUCUCUCGAGCCAUCCGAGCAAUACUUCCUAGUUGGCGUCGUCUUCGGUCUCGCCAUUUACAAUUCCACCAUCCUCGACGUCGCCCUACCGCCCUUCGCCUUCCGCAAGCUCCUCAGUGCCGCACCACCCCCCACGCUAGCCACGUCCCAGCCCCGCCAACCCAUGACCUACAGCCUUGACGACCUCGCCGAAUACCGGCCCCGCCUCGCAUCCGGGCUCCGGCAGCUACUCGAGUAUGAUGGCGAUGUCGAAUCCACCUUCUGCCUCGACUUCGUCGUUGACAUCGAACGCUACGGCUCCACGGAGCGCGUCGCCCUCUGCCCCAACGGCGAGCGCCGCCCCGUCACCAACGCCAACCGCCGCGAGUACGUCGACCUCUACGUGCGCUACCUGCUCGACACGGCAGUGACCCGCCAGUUCGAGCCCUUCAAGCGCGGCUUUUACACCGUCUGCGGCGGCAACGCGCUGUCCCUCUUCCGCCCCGAGGAAAUCGAGCUGCUGGUCCGCGGCUCGGAUGAAGCCCUCGACAUCUCGGCGCUGAAAUCGGCGGCUACGUACGAUAACUGGAGCACAAAAAAUCCCGUGGAAACCGGGGAGCCGAUGGUUAGGUGGUUCUGGGAACUCUUUGAGGAGGCUUCACCUGCGGAUCAGAGGAAGUUGUUGUUGUUUAUCACGGGCAGUGACAGGAUUCCCGCUGGGGGCGCCGCGGCGCUGUCGAUUCGGAUCAGUUGUUUGGGCGAUGAUUGUGGACGGUAUCCCACGGCCAGGACGUGUUUUAAUUCGUUGGCGCUGUGGAGGUAUGCGGAUAAGGAGACGUUGAGAAAGGUUUUGUGGACGGCGGUAUUGGAGAGUGAAGGGUUUGGGUUGAAGUGA
Molecule: messenger RNA, 2367 nt
Organism: Sordaria macrospora k-hell
Lineage: Eukaryota; Fungi; Ascomycota; Sordariomycetes; Sordariales; Sordariaceae
Biological process (GO): protein polyubiquitination
Molecular function (GO): ubiquitin protein ligase activity
Source: RefSeq, a predicted model, not a curated record